UUUAAUUUUGUCAUUUUUCUGCAAUCAAUCAAUUCGACCUUAUAGAUGGAAUCAAAACUCGUUUCGUUAAAUUCAUGCAAGUCCGCAACAUUCAACGGCGUCGUUCCGGCCGUCCAGCCGGUAGCCAUUCGGCCCAGCUCAGCCGAGGCGACCCUCGGCAACCACCUCGCACGGCGGCUCGUGCAGAUCGGCGUGAGAGACGUGUUUUCAGUUCCCGGCGACUUUAAUCUGACGCUGCUGGACCACCUCAUAGCUGAGCCGGGGCUCAACCUGAUCGGCUGCUGCAAUGAGCUCAAUGCGGGCUACGCCGCCGACGGAUACGCACGGGCUCGCGGUGUCGGCGCUUGCGCGGUUACGUUUACCGUCGGAGGGCUGAGUAUUAUCAACGCCAUCGCCGGCGCAUACAGCGAGAAUCUCCCAGUGAUCUGCAUCGUCGGAGGUCCGAACUCAAAUGAUUACGGCGCUAACCGGAUCCUGCAUCACACGAUCGGCUUGCCGGAUUUUACCCAGGAGCUGCGUUGCUUUCAGACUGUAACUUGCUAUCAGGCUGUGGUGAAUAAUUUGGAGAAUGCACCUGAGUUGAUUGACACUGCAAUAUCAACAGCAUUAAAGGAGAGUAAGCCUGUGUAUAUAAGCAUCAGUUGCAACUUGUCUGGGAUUCCACAUCCAUCAUUUAGUUGUGAUCCCAUUCCAUUUUCUCUCUCCCCAAAGUAUGCUCGCUUCAAUUCUUUUUGUUUCAAAUAUAGUCAGAAAUUUCAUUUUCGAAUGACUUUAACUACCAUUUAUAGGUUGAGCAAUAAAAUGGGUCUGGAAGCAGCAGUUAAAGCCGUGGUGGAGUUCUUGAACAAGGCUAUGAAACCGGUGAUGGUGGGAGGUCCAAAAAUGCGGCCUGCAAAUGCAACCAAUGCAUUUGUAAAACUGGCAGAUGCUUGUGGUUAUCCUAUUGCAAUUAUGCCAUCUGCUAAAGGGCUAAUACCAGAGCAUCAUCCUCAUUUCAUAGGUACCUAUUGGGGUGCGGUGAGUACACAAUUAUGUGCUGAGAUUGUGGAAUCAGCUGAUGCUUACCUCUUUGUUGGCCCCAUCUUCGACGACAUUAGUACAGUAGGCUACUCUCUGCUUCUCAAGAAGGCGAAAACAAUAAUAGUGCAGCCUAAUCUCGUGGUGAUUGGCGGUGGCCCCACAUUUGGAUGUGUUCAAAUGAAGGAUUUCUUGAUUACCCUUGCAAAAAGGGUUAGGCAUAAUUCAACUGCAUAUGAGAACUACCGUAGAAUUUAUGUUGGUGAUGUGCAUCCUCAGAAAAGUGAACCUAAUGAGGCGUUAAGGGUUAAUGUUCUGUUUCAACAUAUUCAGAAGAUGUUGUCCGGGGAGACAACUGUCGUUGCUGAAGCAGGGGAUUCUUGGUUUAACUGCCAGAAGCUCAAAUUGCCACUUGGAUGUGGGUAUGAAGUCCAGAUGCUGUAUGGCUCAAUUGGUUGGUCAGUUGGUGCAACUUUGGGCUAUGCUCAAGCUGUACCGGAGAAGCGUGUGAUUGCCUGCAUUGGCGAUGGUAGUUUUCAGAUGACGGCUCAAGAGGUGUCAACAAUGCUGCGGUGCGGGCAAAAUAACAUCAUCUUCUUGAUAAACAACGGCGGCUACACCAUUGAAGUGCAGAUCCACGACGGGCCUUAUAAUGUGAUCAAGAACUGGAACUACACUGGUUUAGUUGAUGCCAUCUGCAACGGCCAAGGAAAAUGUUGGACUACUAAGGUUAGAUGUGAGGAAGAACUUAUUAAAGCGAUUGAUGGUGCCACAGGAGCCAAUAAAGAUUGCUUGUGUUUUAUUGAGGUGAUAGUUCACAAGGACGAUACGUGUAUGGAACUUUUGCAGUUUGGUUCGACUGUUUCUAUAGCUAAUAGUCGCCUGCCAAACCCACGUUAGAUUGAGUAGAAACUGCCAAUUAUUUGAAGCCAAAAUCAAUACAAAUAUCAUAUUAUUGUAUGUGAAAUAUAAAGUUAAUACAUAUAUUGUAAUAUCCCCACCUUAAUUAGUAGAGAUAUCCAUUCUCAAUA
This is a messenger RNA of Salvia miltiorrhiza (redroot sage), 2048 nucleotides long. RefSeq names its product pyruvate decarboxylase 1-like. The record is from RefSeq and is a predicted model, not a curated record. Gene Ontology annotation, molecular function: carboxy-lyase activity; thiamine pyrophosphate binding; magnesium ion binding. Lineage: Eukaryota; Viridiplantae; Streptophyta; Magnoliopsida; Lamiales; Lamiaceae. Bases 46 to 1917 code for a protein of 623 amino acids. The transcript has 5 exons.